CCCUAUGCUGUGUUUCUCUGCUCGUCUUCCUAUUUAAAUUGCCUGUGCCGCUCGUCCUUCGCUUUGUGCUGCUGACUGCCUGACUUUCAGUUAAACGUCAUGUCAGUCGUCCCACAGGAGCUCAGCGACCUCAUCAUCGACUACCUGCACCAUGAUCGCUCUUCGCUCGCCGCUUGCAGCCUCACUUGUCAAAAUUGGGUUGCAUCGGCUCAAAAGCAUCUCUUCGCCGACAUCCUGCUGUAUAAUGCACGUCUAUGCAGCGCAUUCGGCCGGCUCCUCGAGAGCUCUCCACAUCUUGGAUUGCAUGUGCGCGAGCUGAACGUGUCCAAGCUGAGCACAGCGAACAAACCCGAAUUUAUGUUGUUUGAGCGCGUCUUGCCAUCCAUAAUGGCCCGAUUGAGCCAUGUCAAGUGUCUUGGAAUAUCCCUGCUCGCCAUGAACGAUGCCAUCAUCCGCGGUCCACAAAUCUUGUCGUCUGUAACAGAGCUGCACCUGCAGUAUUGCGAGUUCCCCACGUUCCAAGACUUUGUACGCCUUUUCUACGGGAUUCCCCAUGUGCAGAGCCUCACUCUUCGUGGGGUGUCGUGGACAUCCACGUACUUCGACAAACGUUUGCACCCGGUGGUGGCUCCGAAGCUGCAUACGCUGGUACUCGGAAAGGACACCGACAUUGGCACGCUGGUCGAAUUUUUGUUACACGGGUCGCACCAUCGCAGUAUCACAGCCCUGUCGGCGCGCUGCUCGUCACAGGAGGAUGCAGCUGCUGUCGGUGUUUUGCUAGAAAACGUUGGCCCUUCGCUGAUGUACCUUGAGUUGGAUUGGAACCCGUGCAGUUCUGUAGAACAAGCUGUGUUCUUGCCUACUUCAUUAUUCCUCAAUCACUGUACAACGCUCGAGAAGCUGUCCAUGCACUGCGUAAUCCUCAAGGACCGCUACAUCCCUUGGGUCACCUCCGCAUUUUCGCAGCUCAACUCCGUGGUCAACAAGGAGAUUGUGAUGGAGAUCCGUCUCCUUGGCGAUCUAGAUGGGCUCGAUUGGAAAACGCUGGAGGACGAAUUGUCCGGUGCAAGGUUUGGCAAUUUACGGUCGCUCCUGUUGAAGGUCAUCGUUUGGUCUGGUCUGCCGAUGAGUCAGAUGGAAGUUCGAAGUCUGAUUCGCGAGAGAUUGCCCCGAUUAGAGUCUAAAGGCAUCCUCCACUUCUCGUAGGCUAGCAUGUCCUAUAGGGGUAUCAUGGCAUGGUCUGCCUAAUACUGCAGCUCUAUUAUGAAAUUGUUCUACAGUAGCUACUCUUUUGUAAUAUAGAUAAACUAACCACAUGAUAUACCCGUAACAUCAACUUG
Messenger RNA from Laetiporus sulphureus 93-53, 1340 nucleotides. RefSeq lists its product as uncharacterized. The coding region runs from base 100 to 1206 and encodes 368 amino acids. The transcript has 3 exons. Lineage: Eukaryota; Fungi; Basidiomycota; Agaricomycetes; Polyporales; Laetiporaceae. The record is from RefSeq and is a predicted model, not a curated record.